Molecule: messenger RNA, 3025 nt
Organism: Dipodomys ordii (Ord's kangaroo rat)
Lineage: Eukaryota; Metazoa; Chordata; Mammalia; Rodentia; Heteromyidae
Gene: Loxl3
Product: lysyl oxidase-like 3
Exons: 14
Coding region: 168-2552 (794 amino acids)
Biological process (GO): inflammatory response; peptidyl-lysine oxidation
Cellular component (GO): membrane
Molecular function (GO): copper ion binding; protein-lysine 6-oxidase activity
Source: RefSeq, a predicted model, not a curated record
UUUUGGAAUCACUAAAACUAAUCUCCAGGACCAGGACUCUUCUCCCAGCCUCUAGGGCCCUGCCAAAGGUAGGGGAGUCGUCGCGCUGAGGGGCCUGCAGGAAGGGGAGUUGGGAUGAAGAGGAUGGUAGAGGGACCAGAGGAUGGUGGAGGGACCAAAAACAAGGGAUGGUGCUCCCUUCUCCUCCUCCUCCUCCCUCUCCUGCUCUUCCUCCCCCCCCACCCUGUCCUCUCUUUUCCUCUCUCCCCCUCCUGUCUCCUUCCCUCUCUUCCUUCCAGGCCUCCCUUGCCAUGCAGCCCAUCACUGUCUGGCAGUGGAGCCCAUGGGGGCUGCUGCCGUGCCUGCUGUGCAGUUUGAGCUUGGGGUCUCCAUCACCUUCCACUGUCACAGAGAAGAAGGCAGGAAGCCAAGGGCUAAGGUUCCGGCUGGCUGGCUUCCCCAGGAAGCCCUAUGAGGGCCGCGUGGAGAUACAGAGAGCUGGUGAAUGGGGCACUAUCUGCGAUGAUGACUUCACACUGCAGGCUGCCCAUGUCCUCUGCCGAGAGCUGGGUUUCACAGAGGCUACGGGCUGGACCCACAGUGCCAAAUAUGGCCCUGGAACAGGCCGAAUCUGGCUGGACAACCUGAGCUGCAGUGGGACUGAACAGAGUGUGGCAGAAUGCACCUCUCGGGGCUGGGGCAACAGUGAUUGUACCCAUGAUGAGGACGCAGGGGUCAUCUGCAAGGACCAGCGCCUCCCUGGCUUCUCAGACUCCAAUGUUAUCGAGGUAGAGCAUCACCUGCAAGUGGAGGAGGUCCGACUUCGCCCGGCUGUUGGGUGGGGCAGGCGCCCCCUGCCCGUGACUGAGGGGCUGGUUGAAAUCAAGCUUCCUGAUGGCUGGUCUCAAGUGUGUGACAAAGGCUGGAGCGCCCACAACAGCCACGUGGUCUGCGGGAUGCUGGGCUUCCCCGGUGAGAAGAGGGUCAACACGGCCUUCUACAGGCUGCUGGCCCAGAGGCAGCAACACUUCUUUGGUCUGCAUGGGGUGGCAUGCGUGGGCACGGAAGCCCAUCUCUCCCUCUGUUCCUUGGAGUUCUAUCGUGCCAAUGACACCACCAGGUGCCCUGGGGGAGCCCCUGUGGUGGUGAGCUGCGUGCCUGGCCCUCUCUACACAGCAUCUACUGGCCAAAAGAAGCAACCGCAGUCGAAGCUUCAGGGAGAGGCCCAUGUACGUUUAAAGGGUGGAGCCCAUCCUGGUGAGGGCAGGGUAGAAGUCCUAAAAGCUGGCACCUGGGGUACAGUCUGUGACCGCAAGUGGGACCUCCUGGCAGCCAGUGUCGUGUGUCGGGAGUUGGGCUUUGGCACCGCUCGAGAGGCUCUGACUGGUGCUCGCAUGGGGCAAGGCAUGGGUGCCAUCCACUUGAGUGAAGUUCGGUGUUCUGGCCAGGAGCCCUCCCUCUGGAAAUGUCCCUACAAGAACAUUACAGCUGAGGACUGUUCCCAUAACCAGGAUGCUGGUGUCCGAUGCAACCUACCCUACACUGGGGUGGAGACCAAGAUCCGACUUAGUGGGGGCCGCAGCCGAUAUGAGGGGCGAGUUGAGGUGCGAACAGGAGGACCUGGACAUCUUCGCUGGGGUCUCAUCUGUGGGGAUGACUGGGGAACACUGGAGGCCAUGGUGGCCUGUAGGCAACUUGGUCUGGGCUAUGCCAAUCACGGCCUGCAGGAGACCUGGUACUGGGACUCAGGGAAUAUCACUGAGGUGGUGAUGAGUGGAGUGCGCUGCACAGGGACCGAGCUGUCCCUGGACCAGUGCACCCAUCACAGCAGUCACAUCACCUGCAAGAGGACGGGCACCCGCUUCACAGCUGGAGUCAUCUGUUCUGAGACUGCCUCAGAUCUGCUGCUGCACUCUGCCCUGGUGCAGGAGACAGCCUACAUUGAGGACCGGCCCCUGCACAUGCUGUACUGUGCUGCUGAAGAGAACUGCCUGGCCAGCUCUGCCCGCUCGGCCAACUGGCCUUAUGGCCACCGGCGUCUACUCCGAUUCUCCUCUCAGAUCCACAACUUGGGACGAGCUGAUUUUAGGCCCAAGGCUGGUCGCCACUCCUGGGUGUGGCAUGAGUGUCACGGGCAUUACCACAGUAUGGACAUCUUCACUCACUAUGAUAUCCUGACCCCCAAUGGCACCAAGGUGGCUGAGGGCCACAAAGCUAGUUUCUGUCUAGAAGACACUGAAUGUCAGGAGGAUGUCUCCAAGAGGUAUGAAUGUGCCAACUUUGGAGAGCAAGGCAUCACUGUGGGUUGCUGGGAUCUCUACAGGCACGAUAUUGACUGCCAAUGGAUUGACAUCACAGAUGUGAAGCCAGGAAACUACAUUCUCCAGGUGGUCAUCAACCCAAAUUUCGAAGUAGCAGAGAGUGACUUCACCAACAACGCAAUGAAAUGUAACUGCAAAUAUGAUGGACACCGUAUCUGGGUGCACAACUGCCACAUUGGUGAUGCCUUCAGUGAAGAGGCCAACAGGAGGUUUGAGCGCUAUCCUGGCCAGACCAGUAAUCAGAUCGUCUAAGUGCCACCACCCUCCUCUGCAAACCACCACUACCCCCCUCCCCUCAAUGGCAGGGGUCUGAGGCUGCCUUUACCUCAGGAGCUUACCACAGAAGGCCAGAAGUCAGAAGGCCCUUCACAUGUAUCAUCUGAACACUAUGGAUGCGGAACUUUGCCAUCGCCCACCUUCCCAGGCCAGCUGUCAGCAUCUGUGGCCGAGCACGGGGAAUGUAUACCCAGGCCCAGCACCGAGCAGAGCACACAACAAAGAUCAGUACCUGAAUCACUGCCCGAGCAACAAGUGGCAGCAGCUCAUUUUCUUGAAUAGAGAGGUCAGGAUGGUCAGUUCCUUGUAGCUCUCCUACGUUCAGGGGAAAUACAGCUUUACCUCUAGCCUUCUGGUGGGGGAAAAUAUCCAGCUCCUGCCCUCAACUUUUGACGAUAACAUGUUACUAGAUAUAAGUUUAUUUUAUAUAAAAAGUGUUCAAUUCUUCG